Messenger RNA from Owenia fusiformis, 1333 nucleotides. The record is from the annotation of a GenBank genome assembly. Lineage: Eukaryota; Metazoa; Annelida; Polychaeta; Sabellida; Oweniidae.
CUCAUUACUAUAGCGACAAAGAAGCCAGGUUAAAAAUUUCCACUUUCACAUACGUUUUCAUUGUUUUUCUCAACUUUACAUUCAAAAUGAUACCACCAAAUGCAUCCCUCGUAAAAUAUGACAACCCUGUACUCGUCAGUAGAAAUACAGACAAGAAAACUCCAAGAGCAAGGGCCCUUAAAGUGAGUCCCCAACAGCCAUCUAAUGGAGGCCCAGUGCCAAGUCCACCUCCUGGCAAACAGAAGCUUGCACCAGUAGAUGCCAAGAACUCCCAGCAAACAGAUGAGAUCCUCAACUCUAUCCUUCCACCAAGGGAAUGGACUGAGGCUGGGCAGCUGUGGGUACAACAAGUGUCGAGUACCCCUGCAACCCGUCUAGAUGUUGUUAACCUACAGGAAGAACUUGACCGUAGACUACAACAGAGACAAGCCAGGGAAACAGGAAUCUGUCCAGUCAGGAGAGAACUCUACUCACAAUGCUUUGAUGAACUGAUUCGCCAAGUGACAAUCAACUGUGCAGAACGAGGCUUGCUGUUACUGAGGGUUAGAGAUGAGAUCCGCAUGACCAUAGCUGCCUAUCAGACUUUAUAUGAGAGCAGUGUGGCAUUUGGAAUGAGGAAGGCCCUGCAGGCAGAGCAAGGCAAAGCUGAGAUGGAGCAGAAAAUCGAUGAGCUUGAACAAGACAAAAGAGAUUUAGAGCGUCAGGUAAAUGAACUGAAGGCCAAAUGUGAGCAGAUUGAGAAACGUGCAGCAGAACAACGUCAAGUUGAAGAGAAGAAACACACAGAGGAAAUCCAGUUCUUGAAGAGGACAAACCAACAACUCAAGACUCAGCUUGAAGGCAUCAUAGCUCCCAAGAAGUAGAAACAGAGAACUGGCAAAUAUAAGCGUGAUGAAUCUUCAAACAAAUCUAGAAUAUUUGGAAAACUAUUCAAUGGACAAUCCAAACCUGAUACAUGGAAACUAAGGCCAGAUACACCCGCAUGAACACUGGAAAACAUUAAACCUCUUCACUAUGAAUAAAUGUGCUGUGAUAAGUUAUAAUCAUUAUGCAGAGUAAAGCGAAAACUUUCGAGAUUCAUAAAUAAUCCGUCCAAUUUAUAUAAAGUGUUCUCGAACUUUUUUAUCAUCUAUUUUCCGUCCAAUGUAAGCUGCUCGAUUAAAUAUUUUAAUAUUAUAUAAAUCCAUUGAAUUUUUGUUACAAAAAUGUAAAUAUCAUUUAAAUGUAUAUUGUUGUGUAGUAAUAUAAUAUGUAAAUAUAAACUUUAGGACUUAUGUUUGGUUGAUGGUAAACACUUUCAUUCAUUCAGAAUGCAACAGAUCUUUCCAAUAAA